UUUACUUGCUGCAUCAUGUCCUCUCUAUAAUAAACAAGUCUUCUGUAAACCCAUUACCAUUGGAGACUUGGAGAGCAUAAUAAACCUAACACAUGCAAAGACUCGAUCGACCAAAGCAAUUAUCUGUUCUGUACGUAGAUCCAUCUUCGGCAUAUCCGAGAAACAGAAAGGAGACAGCGCGCGCGCGAGAGAGAGAGAGAGAGAGAUGACUCAAUUAGACAACAGUAAGGAUGAUGAAAUUCUGCUUCCUGGGUUUCGGUUUCAUCCGACAGAUGAAGAGCUUGUUGGGUUUUACCUUCGACGGAAGGUGGAGAAUAAACCAAUUAGUGUUGAACUCGUCAAACAGAUUGAUAUCUACAAAUAUGAUCCCUGGGAUCUUCCAAUCACUACUGUAGGAGACAAGGAGUUGUAUUUCUUUUGCAUAAGAGGGAGGAAGUACAAGAAUAGCAUAAGACCCAAUAGGGUCACUGGGUCUGGAUUUUGGAAAGCAACUGGAAUUGAUAGGCCGAUAUAUUCCGUUGAGGAUACCAAUGAAUGCAUCGGUCUGAAGAAAUCCCUUGUCUACUAUCGUGGAAGCGCAGGAAAAGGCACCAAAACUGAUUGGAUGAUGCAUGAGUUUCGCCUUCCUGCAGAUGGGAAAAACAGCAAUAAUCUUGAUUCCAGGAACACCAUUCAUGAAGCUGAAAUCUGGACUCUAUGCCGAAUUUUUAAGCGAAACGUGUCAUACAGGAAGAACACACCAGAUUGUAGGACAUUCCUCUCCAGAAAACAAAGUCCAACUGAUUCAUGUUCUCGAACAUGCAGCUUGGAGCCCACCAAAAGCAAUCAGUACUGCAUGAGUUUUGGUGCUCUGGUGGACGAGGAGAAGGUUGUUAGUACUGAGGAAAUGAGCAAGUUAUUAUCGAGUCAUUUGAACUCGACAGUUCAACCUGCAUUUUCUAUGCAAUUCUCGACUCUUCAGACAACAAAUGGCUCUGAAUUGUUCAGAGACAAUUGGAAUGAGCUCGCGUCAGUAGUGGAGAUGGCACUUGAUCCAAACCUUCUAUACGGUUGUAGAUAAACAUGGAGGUCUACCCCAAUAAUGUAUGAAGGAGGCUUGAUAUAUUCAAUAAUGUAUGGAGUCUAUAUUUUAGAGCCUGGAUGCAAUUGAUGGUAUUACUAAACGGUUUUGGAUAAAAAUGAAUUCAA
This is a messenger RNA of Nelumbo nucifera (sacred lotus), 1188 nucleotides long. RefSeq names its product transcription factor JUNGBRUNNEN 1-like. The record is from RefSeq and is a predicted model, not a curated record. Gene Ontology annotation, molecular function: DNA binding. NCBI's taxonomy places the organism in Eukaryota, Viridiplantae, Streptophyta, Magnoliopsida, Proteales, Nelumbonaceae. Gene Ontology annotation, biological process: regulation of DNA-templated transcription.